Messenger RNA from Verticillium dahliae VdLs.17, 1176 nucleotides. RefSeq names its product branched-chain-amino-acid aminotransferase. The record is from RefSeq and is a predicted model, not a curated record. Bases 1 to 1176 code for a protein of 391 amino acids. NCBI's taxonomy places the organism in Eukaryota, Fungi, Ascomycota, Sordariomycetes, Glomerellales, Plectosphaerellaceae. The transcript has 3 exons. Gene Ontology annotation, biological process: branched-chain amino acid metabolic process. Gene Ontology annotation, molecular function: branched-chain-amino-acid:2-oxoglutarate transaminase activity.
AUGGCUGCCUUCCCUCCUCCUCCCACGGACACCAUUGACUGGGCCAAUGUCGGCUUCCAGGUCCGCGAAGUCAACGGCCACAUCGAGUCCACCUACAGCAAGUCGACCGGCCAGUGGACGCCGCUCAAGUUCGUGGCGUCGCCCUUUAUGCGCAUCCACGGCAUGGCGCCGGCCCUCAACUACGGCCAGCAGGCGUACGAGGGCCUCAAGGCCUUCCGCGGCCCCGGCGACGACACGAUCGCCCUCUUCCGGCCCGACCGCAACGCCCUGCGCCUCCAGCACUCGGCCGACGUCGCCUCGAUGCCCCGCGUGCCCGAGCAGACCUUCCUCGACGCCUGCCGCGCCGCCGUCGCCCUCAACGCCGCCUUUGUGCCGCCGCACGCCACGGGCGCCGCCAUGUACGUGCGCCCCCAGAUCUACGGCUCGAGCGCCCAGCUCGGCCUCUCGCCGCCCGACGAGUACACCUUUGCCGUCUUCGUCAUCCCGACCGGCGUCUACCACGGCGUCCACCCCGUCAAGGCCCUCAUCCUCGACGAGUUUGACCGCGCCGCCCCCCACGGCACCGGCCACGCCAAGGUCGGCGGCAACUACGCCCCCGUCCUGCGCUGGAGCGACAAGGCCCGCGCCGAGGGCUACGGCAUCACGCUGCACCUCGACUCGGCCCGCCACGAGGAGGUCGACGAGUUCAGCACGAGCGGCUUCAUCGGCGCCAAGAAGACCGCCGGCGCCUACACCCUCGUCGUGCCCGACUCGCAGUGCGUCAUCGACUCGGUCACGAGCGACAGCAUCCAGCAGAUUGCGCGGUCCCUGGGCUGGGCCGUCGAGAAGCGCGUCAUCAAAUACACCGAGCUCCCCGACUUUGACGAGGUCUUCGCCGCCGGCACCGCCGCCGGCCUCGUCCCCAUCCGCUCCAUCACGCGCCGCAUCGCCCCCUCGACCCCGGGCUCCCUGUCCGCCGCCCGCGCCGGCGCCUCGCGCCUCAGCGCCCCGGCCCCCGGCGAGGAGACGGUCACCUUUAUCCCCGACGCCCAGGCCGACGCCGGCCCCGUGUGCCUGCAGCUGCUGGGCGCGCUCAAGGGCAUCCAGUCCGGCAAGGCCGAGGACGCCUUUGGCUGGCGCUUUGCCGUCACGGAGGCGGAUGGGGCCAAGGUGGUGGUCGAGGCGAAUGGCGCGUAG